AUGGAUCAGUGCGGGGGGGGCAAGCUGGGGGAGAGGCCCUCCACCGCGUCAGUGCAGGUACGCAGCUGUAUCCUGAGACUGAAGGGGAGUCUGUGGUGCAGAGCGUACAUGAACCCUGCGAGGACCACUGCCAAGACCACCACCAUGUACACCAAGAGGGACAUCAUCAGGAGUGUGUACAGCAGUGCCAAAAACGUAUUUGAACAUCUGACAAAUGAUGAAAACUCAGCGAAUGCGUUCAUGGGCUCCCAGGCUCUGGCCAAGCGGUUGUUCUUCCUGGUUCCCAACACUGGCAUCUCUCUGUGUGACUACAUACUCUCCUCUAAGACGGAGGCAGCUGUCCAGGAGAGGGUGAGGGAGUGGGUAGGCUUCACCAUCCCUGACGGGCAGCUCCAUAUCACCCAGCAGCUGGUACAGGGCAGGUUAGAGUGGCACCAAGGUAGGCUAGGUACUGGUUCAGCUCCAUCUAUGCUGUCUGAAAUGGCACCCUAUUCCUCAUAUAGUGCACUACUUUUGACCUGAGCCCUAGUUGCCAUGAGAUAAUCUGGUGGUCAGCUAGAUGUUUUGUCUUAAGCCAAUGUCCUCUUGAUGUUCCUUGAGGGGGUGAAGAUAUACUUGGCUACAUUUUGGAAAGUGAGUGACUCAAACGUGACUUGACCGCUAUCCUAAAUAGGCCUAUUACAGGUGAGAUGAUGUCACAGCAGUAAAUGUUGUUUCCUCCUCAUACAUGCCUGUUGUCUGUCAUCAACUUUAUUCCUCUUGAUGUCAUGUUUUAAAAUGCAUGUAGGGCAGGCUAUCAGCAAUUAGUUAUAUUCUAGAUAAUCGUUCUAUUCUAUUCUAUUCUAUUUACUUUUGCCACUACCUGUGUCUGUCUGCUUUAUAAGGUUCCUCCCCAGUUUCAGUUUCUGUCCCACCCAUAGCAUACUGUACAUCUCAAUAAGAUAUCUGUGCCCUUUGUGACACAGUUGCGGUAUGUGUUCAGAUCUUGU
Coregonus clupeaformis (lake whitefish) is the source of this 989-nucleotide messenger RNA. Its product is annotated as protein odr-4 homolog. The transcript has 4 exons. The coding region runs from base 1 to 522 and encodes 173 amino acids. The record is from RefSeq and is a predicted model, not a curated record. Gene Ontology annotation, biological process: intracellular protein localization. Gene Ontology annotation, cellular component: endomembrane system. NCBI's taxonomy places the organism in Eukaryota, Metazoa, Chordata, Actinopteri, Salmoniformes, Salmonidae.